UUGUUUUGUACAUUUACAACGCUUGUUUGUUUUGUUUUUAGUUCAGAUAUUAAGAUGAAGUUCGUAAGAUUUAUUAUGAGGAAUGCUGCUAUGCUAAAUGUACCAAAACAUAUUGAUUACUACGCGAAAUUUUCUCCAUCGCCGUUGUCAAUGAAGCAGUUUCUGGAUUUCGGAUCCACAAAUGCGUGCGAGAAAACAUCUUUCGCUUUCAUCAGACAAGAGCUUCCCGUGAGACUAAGUAACAGUUUGAAGGAGAUCCACCUUUUACCUGACCAACUGAUAAUGACACAGUCCGUACAGCUAGUUCACAGCUGGUUUGUUCAAAGCCUGAUUGACAUCCUAGAAUUCCAAGACAAGAGUCCCAAUGACCCUAGAGUUCUUGAAGAUUUUGCGGAAGCUCUGGUGACCAUUAGGAACAGGCACAAUGAUGUGGUACCCACCAUGGCCCAGGGUGUCAUUGAAUACAGGGAUGCAUUUGGGGUAGACCCUGUGACAUGUCAGAACAUUCAGUACUUCCUGGACCGCUUUUACAUGAACCGCAUCUCCAUUCGCAUGCUCAUCAACCAGCACACUCUGAUCUUUGAUGGCACCACAAAGCCAGGACAUCCCAGCAGCAUCGGGUGCAUUGACUCCUGCUGUGACGUCACAGAUGUAAUCAGAGAUGCAUAUGAGUGUGCUAAAAUGCUCUGUGAGCAGAAUUACCUCGGAUCCCCUGAGCUGGAGCUUGCAGAGAUGAACGCAAAAAACAAGUCGCAACCAAUCGAGAUAUCCUACGUUCCUUCUCAUCUUUACCACAUGGUUUUUGAGCUCUUCAAGAAUGCAAUGAGGGCUACUGUUGAGAAUCAUGAAACAAGCAGCACAUUGCCACCAAUCAAAGUCAAGGUUGCUCUAGGCAGGCAGGACCUGUCGAUCAAGAUCAGUGACAGGGGUGGUGGCGUUCCUUUCAGGAAGAUUGAUAGACUUUUUAGCUACAUGUAUUCGACGGCGCCCAGACCUACUCUUGGUGACCAUCAACGGACCCCAAUGGCUGGCUUUGGUCAUGGCCUUCCCAUCUCCCGCCUGUACGCACGCUACUUCCAAGGUGAUCUCCAGCUUUAUCCAAUGGAGGGCUAUGGUACAGAUGCUGUUAUUCAGCUGAAGGCCCUGUCCACAGAUUCAGUAGAGAAGCUUCCGGUGUUUAAUAAGACUGCCUUGCGGCAUUACAAAUUCAACCAGGAAGCUGAUGACUGGUGCGUCCCGAGCAAGGAGCCACUGAACUUGGCUGCGUACAAGUCUGCAAAGUGAACCGCAGGAGUUGGUUGCCUUAAAGAAAUAACAAAGGUCUUCAAGAAAGGCCAAAGUUGUGAAUGCUCGCAUUCCCUACCGAACUAGGGACCAAUGACGGCAGUUCCCAAUAUUCUUGGAGUAUUGUUGUCUGGGAACACUUAAACUGCAUGUGGCCAGAAUUUAAGAUGCCAAACAGUAGAUUCCUAAGUAUAAAAAGUAAGUUAUUACUGUGGUGCUGCUGAAGUGGGUGUUUUUCAGCAAAAGCUCUCAGGCACGAAGAGUGUGAAGCCCUGGAGGGGCGAGAGGUGAUUAGAUGCAUGUGAACAUGAUUGAAGCAGAGUUAAGUUGCAGAAGUCUGAAGAGAAGUUUGUGUAUUGCAAAGGAGUGAAAUACUGAAAGUAAAAGAAAUGCAGCUGGAAGGAUAGGUGAGAUAUGAGACAUUUCAGAGGUUGGAGAAAAUGGAUGAAUUGUCAUAAGUGUCAAUAAAAAAAU
This is a messenger RNA of Rhinichthys klamathensis goyatoka, 1758 nucleotides long. It is a transcript of the gene pdk2b, whose product is annotated as pyruvate dehydrogenase kinase 2b. Gene Ontology annotation, molecular function: pyruvate dehydrogenase (acetyl-transferring) kinase activity. The record is from RefSeq and is a predicted model, not a curated record. Lineage: Eukaryota; Metazoa; Chordata; Actinopteri; Cypriniformes; Leuciscidae. The transcript has 11 exons. Gene Ontology annotation, cellular component: mitochondrion. The coding region runs from base 55 to 1284 and encodes 409 amino acids. Gene Ontology annotation, biological process: protein phosphorylation; regulation of glucose metabolic process.